AUGCAGCCUUUCCCCAAUAACCGCUCGUUUAAGCCACCUACGCCAGUCUCAGACGAGGUGAAGACCGAGAUAUGGCGCGCGUUCAUGGCGGAUCCCCAGACGAACAGCGUUCGUAAUCUGGCUAGCCGUUAUCACCUUAGCAUCAAGCGAGUGGAUGCCAUCCUUCGCCUGAAGGGUGUAGAGGAACAUUUCAAGAAGGGUCAAGAACUGCAGACCGGGUUUUUGCGAGGAAUGGAGCACAUCCUUGGCGUCCACCGCCCCGGAACUCAACCUAUCAGGAAUCGGCCAAACGAAGCCAGUGAACGACACGAUGUCGAUGAAGCUGACGCUCAAGAUGAGAUGGCAGGCAGCGAUGCUGCUCGGCAACGGUACCAGCGUAUGUUCUGGGAACCUGUCCCUGAGGGCAAGGAGCCGGUAAUGCCAGGUAUCUUGGAAGCUGCAUCUCAAGAGGCUGCUGCGCGCAAGAAGGCCCAAGAGGCAGCCAAGUCUAAUCCUCGUCUUACCCCUGAGUAUCACUCGAAGGUCAACGAACGUGUCAAGAUGGUCCAUGCAGCUGGUCGUCCUCCUGUCAAGUUUGUUGAUGUCGGAGGCAAAUUUCUUGACUUGAAGAGCAUCGCUCGCAGGGAACAGGAGAGCGAGCGUCGUUCUAAGAUCAAGGCCAAGAAGAAACAGGAGGUUUCGGAGAUGGCGACAUCGUCAUAG
Messenger RNA from Coniophora puteana RWD-64-598 SS2, 702 nucleotides. RefSeq lists its product as uncharacterized. Bases 1 to 702 code for a protein of 233 amino acids. The record is from RefSeq and is a predicted model, not a curated record. Gene Ontology annotation, molecular function: structural constituent of ribosome. Gene Ontology annotation, cellular component: mitochondrial small ribosomal subunit. The transcript has 3 exons. Gene Ontology annotation, biological process: mitochondrial translation. Lineage: Eukaryota; Fungi; Basidiomycota; Agaricomycetes; Boletales; Coniophoraceae.